This is a messenger RNA of Colletotrichum acutatum, 1288 nucleotides long. RefSeq lists its product as uncharacterized. The record is from RefSeq and is a predicted model, not a curated record. Lineage: Eukaryota; Fungi; Ascomycota; Sordariomycetes; Glomerellales; Glomerellaceae. The transcript has a single exon. Bases 238 to 945 code for a protein of 235 amino acids.
GACGGAUCGCUAUAUAAGCUCGAAGCCUAGGCCUCACUCGGACCCAGAAGUUCACCGACAAACGAAUGACAACAAGCGCGGGCAAAGUUCCUGCUGCCCAUCCCAACAAUUCCCUGGUCCUUUGCCAAUCGUCAUUGCAGAUAGUGCCUAGAUUCCAUUUACCGAAACCGAAUUCCCUUCAAAGUCUACCUCUACCUCAACCUCAACCUCCCAUCUUCCCUUCUCUUCGCUGGUCAGAUGAUAUUCAAAGGCGAAUACACUACGGACAGGUCUCGACCCUCAACGAGAACCCUGAAAAGUAAAUCCCUGAACCUCACCUCACACCUCGUUCACGGAGGCUACUAUCGCUCAAAUCCCGCUGGCCUCAAUGGAUCGUCGCCCGGGUUUUGUUCAGAUCGUUUUCGCUCUGGUGUCGUCUCUUCUCUUUACAUUCUCUAUCACCGAAAAACGGUCCUCUCUUUUUUCGGCACCAAGUUCUUCGCUUUUAUAUCUCCCAUCACCACACCAUCACCAUCACAAUGUCUGCCUAUCCCCCUCACAGCGGCAUUCAAGCCGAACGGGCAGCACACCGAGGCCUCACUCAUCCAGGUAUACACAAAGCGAAGCUCCACAUUCCCGCUUGAACCGCCAGAACACGUCUCAAGAACCGGGAGGAUAUAUAUACAACACGUGAAGUUGUGCCUGGGCCCCACGAGAAAGGAUUCAGAUACACCCGGUAGCCCUCACAAGCCUUCUGGGGAUUACACGCAUACCGGCAUCAAGUCACACAGCUACCACCACCACGCCUCCUCCAAGCUUCAUCCACAUCCUAAGGCAAUCGACACACGAACCAAAGUCAAAGUCAUAAGCCUGACUGAUAGGCACACAUCAUCCGCUCUCCCAAACACACCGACAUUCUCAAGGUAUUACGAACGAAAAAGCAUACUUUGUAUUCCCUAUACAUAACGCCGUUCUCUCCGUUUCCCCAGUCCAGGCCCCCAAGCCAAAGGUAGUAUCUUUCUAUAAGCUCUCUGUGCUUUGCGCUGAAAUUUGCCCCCAGACCACACCGGAGCUCCAUGUAGACCCAUGACCGAGGGUGGGGUCGGUGGUCCUUGUUUUGACUUUUCCCCCUCAAGAGUCGUCACAUGGACCCGGAUCAAGAAAAACAACAACCAAAAAAAGCUAGAAAGAAAAAUUCGUCUUGUUGCAUCAGAUGGCUCUCUCUCUAAGCACAUUCGGCUCCGCCUCAGAACGAAAAGCCGUGCUGUUCAAGAUUGCUCUUUAGGGUAUCUUGACCAAAUUCUGCUCC